GCUGUCAGAGCUGCUGUCAGAAGGCAGAAGAAAAGACAUAGGAACCAAUAUUCAGGCUAGGAUUUCCUAGUCGGAGGACUCUCAGGCUUACACCAUUUCUCAGGGGAAGCGGUGUUACAAUGCUUCCUUAGUAAACAAACUUCCCCGUGUUGUGAGUUCAUUAUGAGGUGACCGGGUGGGCGCACAAUGACCCUGGAGGCCUCCCUGGUGGAGUUCCGCAGACGCUGGAGGUCAGAGAUUAAAGGAGAUGCCACAGCUCCGCCCGGACCGACUUCACCAAAGCGCAGGCGGUCAGAAGGGAGCCCAGAGCCCGAGCACCUGAUCCAGGAGGAGGGUGUACCCUGGAAAUGUCUCCCCGGAUCUCCCUCCCGGGACAGAGGAGUAGCUGGAAGCCGAUACCUGAAACUGGCGGAGAGUCUGCUAGAUGACGGACCGGACAGUACACCCGAGGAGAAGAAACCGAGACCACAGGACACAAGCAGGACCCUGGUGGAGCAACUCAUCAGUGACCUGAAUGAAAUAAAUGAAAUCCCUUUCUUUGAUAUUCAACUUCCAUAUGAAAUUGCCUUAAAAAUCUUCCAUUACCUGGGCAGAGAAGAGCUUGGAAGAUGUGCACAGGUAAGCAAAGCGUGGAAGGUACUAGCUGAAGAUGAAAUCUUGUGGUACCAUGUUUGCCAAACGGAAGGGUUCCUGACGGACAGUGAAGUUACAGCGUGCACAUCUUGGAAAGACGCUCUGAAAGAGAGGCGCACUCAGGAGAGCCUGCUGAGGACAAACUGGAAGAAUCGUACCGGCGCUGUGAGCCAGCUGCAUUAUGAACUGGGGAAGGUGUUGUGUGAUGUUCAUACAUCUGAUGGAGUUGUCUUAGCAGGAUACACAUCAGGAGAUGUUCGCCUAUGGGACACAAGAACUUCGGGACUUGCUGAAUCUUUUCUGGAAACCACCCAUCAUCUGGAUCCUUCUGGACAAAGUCAUCAAGUUUCUUUUGUUCGGAUAAACAAGUCCUUAGCAGUGGCUGCAUAUGAGAAUGGUUCCAUCGAUGUUUGGUGUCUUCAGGUUGGUCGGGAACCUAUCCAUCACUAUCAGCACAACCAGAAAAUCCAGGCACUAGCUCUGUGCCCAGAAACCGCUACUAUAGCAACAGCAUCCAGUUUUGAAAUAAAAAUAGAAAGGCCUGACGAUAGAGGGUACUGGCGAAGUUGCUGCAGUUUUCAGACCCAAAAACUGGUAAACUUUCUCCAUUUGAUUCAGAACUCUGAAGGAUGUCCUGUUGCUAUUGCUGCUGCUGAAGAAAUAGUAUAUCUCUUAAAGCCAGACGUCCCUGAAAAGAUACUGCAUUCUACAUAUGGCCACACAGUUACCAGCUUAGAUGUUUCUCUUGAUAAAGCGGCAUUUGGAGUCAAAAGUUAUGGCUGGUUUUCUAAUAAUGGCAAUAAGAUUCAUGUAUACAGCCUACAGACUGGUCAGUGCAUCACAAGCUUGGGUAAUUCUGCUGGAGACUUUUCCUGUAUUAAUUUAAAAGAUAGCCCUCCUCAUCUUCUUGUAACUGGAAACCGGGAUCGGAGGGUGCGUGUGUAUGACAUGCGAUGCAGCAAAUCUCUGUGUUCUUUUUAUGCUCACCACUUGGGAGUCUCAGCUGUUCGUAUGGAUGACUGGAAAGUAGUCUCUGGAGGAGAGGAGGGUCUGACCUGUACAUGGGACCAGAGGAUGGGCACAAAACUUUGGGAGAUGCACGCAAGGCAUCCUGUCCGUUACAUCUGGUUUAAUUCUCAAACUCUGAUCACUGCAAACAUUCCUGAUGAGAAGAACCCCCGAGGAGCCAGUAUUAUGGAUGAUGAUCUUACUGCUCAUAGAAGACACCGGGGUACUAUUAAUGUCUAUGACUUCUCUGUGCACCAGAGGUCUUCUGAGAGUAUCCUUCCUAUUUGUCGUUCUUCCUACAAUGAGGUGAUAGGAUACAACUACAACAUUGGCUUGGCUGUCCCCUAUGACCAUGUGUGAAAAUAGCAGUUGCUUCAAGGAACAUAGUUGCUGUUUGAAAUUACAGCACUCUUACAGCUUGAAAGAUUUAAUGGAACCAUAUAUCAAGCCUGUCAGUAAUAAAGAGUAUACUGUAUAGGAAUCCAGAAUCCAGCCAGCUGUUAUGAUAUUAAUAUAUAAAGAAUGUGCUUUAUCUUCCAUCACAAAUACACUGACAUGCCAGGCGUGUAAACACAAUGCUGUUCUGCUCUUGUUGCUAGAUACAAGAGUUCUGUGGAACAGCAGUGCUAUACAGAAGGUAAUGUUUGCAGGAUAAUGGAUUGUCCUUGGGAAUGAUUUACCAUGAACUAUUUGACUUUUGUAAAAAGCCUGCCUACGUUUUUAAUGAUUCAUUGUUAAAUUAUCUUGUAUGGAACACAAGUUAUUAUAGGUGAAGUUACCCAAAAAGGUCAGACAUGACAUAUGUCAUAAGACCAACUAGUAAUUGGAAUCCCUGCCUGCACUAUCAAAGGGAAACAACUAAACUCUCUUGAUUUGGUAUAUAUUUAACAAGUUUCCAUUCCACACUAUACAAAGCUACUAACCCUUCCAUCAUCUGCAAACUUGAAUUUCUUCUACAAAUCUGGAUCAGUUACACCAUAUAAUGGCUGAGCCGCAUUACUGGGGUAAAGAUGACGUACCUCCCCAAGUUACGUUACCUGUUCUAAGUAUUACAGGUUCCUUUACCUCCCAUGUCAUGCACACCAUUGAAAGCCAUGUAAUGAACUUUGGCUGAACCACAAACUGUGGCACACAUUAUGUUUCAGACUAAAACCAUAAAGCUUCCCAAAUCUUCUACAAUACUACUAAGCACCCCAACUAGAUCAAUGUAUGAAAUUACGUUUCUUCAAUAGGGUUACACACGGCAGCCUAACCUUGGUUGCGGUUGUUAAUAUACAUUUUUAGCCAUACAAUUAUGGAGGUAACUCUAUUUAGGGAUUUACUUUCAAUUUUUUAUAUUUUUUAUUUUGUUCAUUUGUUCUUUUGAUAAGAUUUUUUAUAGUCUUUCUGAUUGAAUCUUAUCUUAGCCUUUAAGGGCUUGUUUAUCUUUCCUUUCCCAUACUCAAAAUGGAGUUUUCUAUACUUCCUGUUCCUUGUGAUCAAAGCGAGGCUUGGGUAUAAAUAACGGUGAACCACUGCAGAGCCCAUCCCCAUUGAAAACAUGAGACUUAUGACGAAACGCGUCUGGGACGGGGUGCAGUGACGUCACCGCGUUCUUCCCUAGGAGAAAGGGCUCCUGUUAUGCCAGCCGGCAUCUGUUUUUACAUGCCUAAUUUACAUGGAUGUUUGUAAGUAGGAUUUUACAUUUUUUUUAUUAAACCUGAGUUCAAACUAUAUCA
Molecule: messenger RNA, 3359 nt
Organism: Rana temporaria (common frog)
Lineage: Eukaryota; Metazoa; Chordata; Amphibia; Anura; Ranidae
Gene: FBXW8
Product: F-box and WD repeat domain containing 8
Exons: 11
Coding region: 187-2001 (604 amino acids)
Cellular component (GO): preribosome, large subunit precursor
Molecular function (GO): protein binding
Source: RefSeq, a predicted model, not a curated record